Messenger RNA from Erinaceus europaeus (western European hedgehog), 2685 nucleotides. RefSeq names its product heat shock transcription factor 2 (gene HSF2). Gene Ontology annotation, biological process: regulation of DNA-templated transcription. The transcript is spliced from 13 exons. The coding region runs from base 134 to 1735 and encodes 533 amino acids. NCBI's taxonomy places the organism in Eukaryota, Metazoa, Chordata, Mammalia, Eulipotyphla, Erinaceidae. The record is from RefSeq and is a predicted model, not a curated record. Gene Ontology annotation, molecular function: sequence-specific DNA binding; DNA-binding transcription factor activity.
GGGGGAGGAGGCGGGAGGCGGGGCCCCAGAGCUGCUGCGCCUGCGUUGUGGGCGUUUUCGGGAGCAGCUGCCGUCGCCUCCGCUACCGCCGCGUUCGGGCAUAGAAUUUGGAAUCCCUGCGCCUCGUUAAACAAUGAAGCAGAGUUCCAACGUGCCGGCUUUCCUCAGCAAGCUGUGGACGCUUGUGGAGGAAACCCAUACGAACGAGUUCAUCACCUGGAGCCAGAAUGGUCAAAGUUUUCUGGUUUUGGAUGAACAGAGAUUUGCAAAAGAAAUUCUUCCUAAAUAUUUCAAACACAAUAACAUGGCAAGUUUUGUGAGGCAACUGAACAUGUAUGGUUUCCGUAAAGUAGUACAUAUUGACUCUGGAAUUGUAAAGCAGGAACGAGAUGGUCCUGUUGAGUUUCAGCACCCUUACUUCAAACAAGGCCAGGAUGACUUGUUGGAGAACAUUAAGAGGAAGGUUUCUUCUUCAAAACCAGAAGAAAAUAAAAUUCGUCAGGAAGAUUUAACAAAAAUUAUAAGUAGUGCUCAGAAGGUUCAAAUAAAACAAGAAACCAUUGAAUCCAGGCUUUCUGAACUAAAAAGUGAGAAUGAGUCCCUUUGGAAAGAGGUGUCAGAGUUACGAGCAAAGCAUGCACAGCAGCAACAAGUUAUUCGAAAGAUUGUCCAGUUUAUUGUUACAUUGGUUCAGAAUAAUCAGCUUGUGAGUUUGAAACGUAAAAGACCUUUACUUCUAAACAGUAAUGGAGCCCAAAAGAAGAAUUUGUUUCAGCACAUAGUCAAAGAACCAGCUGAUAAUCAUCAUCAUAAAGUUCCACACAGUAGAACUGAAGGUUUAAAGCCGAGAGACCGAAUUUCAGAUGACAUCAUUAUUUAUGAUGUUACUGAUGAUAAUGGAGAUGAAGAAAAUAUUUCAGUUAUUCCAGAUACAAAUGAGGAUGUUAUAUCAGAUCCUUCCAACCAGUACCCUGAUAUUGUCAUUGUUGAAGAUGACAAUGAAGAUGAGUAUGCUCCUGUCAUUCAAAGUGGAGAACAAAAUGAAGUAGUCAGAGAAUCUUUAAGCUCAAGCAGUGAUGGCAUCAAUCCUCUCAUGUCUAGUGCUGUUCAGCUAAAUGGCUCAUCUAGUUUGACCACAGAAGAUCCUGUGACCAUGAUGGAUUCUAUUUUAAAUGAUAACAUCAAUCUUUUGGGAAAGGUUGAACUGUUGGAUUAUCUGGACAGUAUUGAUUGCAGUUUAGAGGACUUCCAAGCCAUGCUGUCAGGAAGACAGUUUAGCAUAGACCCAGAUCUCCUGGUUGAUCUUUUCACUAAUUCUGUGCAGAUGAACCCCACAGAUUACAUCAAUAAUACAAAAUCUGACAAUAAAGUAUUAGAAGCUCCCAAGAACAAUGUGGUUCAGCCGGUUGUAGAAGAAGGAAGAAAAUCUAAACCCAAAGCAGACAAGCAGCUUAUCCAGUACACUGCGUUUCCACUUCUUGCAUUUCUGGAUGGGAACCCUACUCCUACUGUUGAACAAGGGAGUGUGACAGCAUCAGAAGUUGUGUCCUCUGUAGAUAAAUCCAUAGAGGCUGAUGAACUUCUGGGUAGCAACUUGGACCCAGAACCAACCCAGAGUAAGCUCGUUCGCUUGGAACCAUUGACUGAAGCUGAAGCUAGUGAAGCUACACUGUUUUAUUUGUGUGAACUUGCUCCUGCACCUCUGGAUAGCGAUAUGCCGCUUUUAGAUAGUUAAAUCCUCAAGAAGUGGACUCUGUAUGUAUAUAUUCAUCAAAAUGAUGAACUAUUUAUUUUAAAGUAUCAUAUGGUACUUUUUUUUUUGUAAAUUGUUUCGUUUAAUCAGAUACUGUGGACUUGAAAGCACCUUUUGCUUUUCUCUCUGACCACACACUCUUACAAAGCUUUCAGUGUUGCUCAGCUAUGUAGGUGCACAAGAUGUAAUGCACAGUGUUGGCAUAUCUUUAAUUUGAAGUCAAAUGGCCAUUUUCCUUACAGUGAAUUGGAUUUCUGUUUUACAGAUGAACCUAUAAAUCCCAGUUAAAACUUGGUUUAUUUUACUUGUUUGAUACUGUCUGUCUGCAUCAGGUAUUAAGUCACUAAAACUAACAGUAGGCCACCUCAAGCUUUCUCUGCUCCCGUUACUUUUCUCACUUAUUUUCCACUCGGCUUACUUUUAAACCUGGGAACAUAAAGUGCCUGUAUCUUGUAAAACUUCAUUUGUCUCUCUUGGUUUAGAGAAGUUCGUUCAUGUCCAACAGAAAAGGCAAAGAAUACAUGAGUGCUUGCUCUUGCUGUAUGACACGGUUCCAGCUCCGCCUCCUUGGACUAGUUUUAAGUACAAGUUUGCUGGUUUGUUUGUUUGUUCGUUUGUUUGAACCAUACUAUUUAGUAAAAUAAAUAUAAUGAAUGUUGCGUACUAGUGUCUGUUACGUGCCUUCUUUGGAGGUGACACCAUAUGUGACAAUUUUUCCUUAUCAUAGGGAGUAGGUAUUUGAAUUGUAAACUGUGUUUGUUGUCUCUUAUUCUUAAUGUGAGUCACAUCAAGAUCUUUGUGCCUCCUCUCAAGAGAGAAACUAUGUAUUGCAACAAAGGAAGAUAAUGCCUCUGAACUUAAUGUGUUUUCAAGUUCUUUGUUCAGAAAUUAUACCAACUUGCUAUGUUUUUAAUAAAGAACUGUAUGCCUUU